This is a messenger RNA of Carica papaya (papaya), 1311 nucleotides long. Lineage: Eukaryota; Viridiplantae; Streptophyta; Magnoliopsida; Brassicales; Caricaceae. The record is from RefSeq and is a predicted model, not a curated record.
UUUGUUUAAUUUGAUAUGACAAUUCUCCAACCUGAAGCAAAGGAAGAACAGAGAUGUCAACAUGCUAUUGUGGGUAAAGGCAGAAUAACAAGAGUAAAAGAAAUAAAAACCACCGAAGCUAUAGUUAGUAAAGGUAGGGAUUUUAUUGCACCGUGCAAGUGCAAAGGGACAUCAAAAUAUGUACACCGGGAGUGCUUGGAUCAUUGGCGAGCUGUGAAGGAAGGGUUUGCAUUUGCUCAUUGCACAACCUGUAAGGCCCCUUACCAUCUGAGGGUGCAUGUUGCUGCUGAUAGGAAAUGGCGGACCUUGAAAUUUCGCUUCUUUGUUACUAGAGACAUUCUAUCUAUUUUUCUUGCUGUCCAGCUUGUAAUAGCUUCAUUGGGGUAUUUGGUGUAUUUAGUCGAUGGUUACCAGCAGUCCUGGCUUCGCCAUGCUUGGGGUUUUGACAGCGAGCUUAGUUUCUACUAUCUAUGUGGAGCUCUGUUAUUUUUCGCUUUACUGGGGCUAUCCGGAUGCUUCAUUACAUGUUAUGAUCGAAGAGUACGCAAUGAUCUAGCCCAGCCCUGUCGAGAAUUAUGUCUUUGUUGCUGUCAGCCUGGAAUCUGUGCAGAUUGCCAUUUACCUGGGACUCUUUGUAUGUGGACAGACUGUACCACAUGCUUUGAAAGUUGUGCUAGCACAGCCACUGAAUGUGGUUGCUUAGGAGGUGCUGGUGAAGCAGGGUUACCAUUACUGUUUAUAAUGGCAUUAAUUAUGCUGGGAUUAUUUACAGUAAUUGGUAUAUUCUACAGUGUUUUGGUAGCAACGAUGGUUGGUCAACGUAUUUGGCAGCGGCAUUAUCACAUACUGGCAAAACGGAUGCUAACAAAAGAAUACGUCGUUGAGGAUGUUGACGGUGAGAGUACAGGAUCUGACUGGUCUCCUCCUCCUCUGCCACCUGAACAUGUUCAGCAGUUGAAAACCCUGGGCCUCCUAUGAAUUGGUAAGUCAGGUUCCAUCUUGACAUCAAUUACUAGUGUGGAAAUCCACUGGCUCCAUAUUUUUGGUUGCUCAGUCCUUAUUAUAAGCCUUUAGAUUGUGAUGUAAUUCAGAAAUAAUAUUAUGCCACUAACGAGUAAAGAAAAUUGGCCAAAAUAUUGUUCGACUAUACUUUAUAAUCUUAGAAAGUUAACUGUAAGAAAUUCUUGAAAAUCCUCCUCUUUCUUCUUCUUUUUUUAAUAUAAUGUAAUUGUUAUUAUUCCUUCCCAGGGGACAAUACAGUAACUCAACUUGAGUUGUGUUAUAUACAGUUACUCUUUGAUGAUGGUGUAA